Rotaria socialis is the source of this 330-nucleotide messenger RNA. Lineage: Eukaryota; Metazoa; Rotifera; Eurotatoria; Philodinida; Philodinidae. The record is from the annotation of a GenBank genome assembly.
AUGAACAAAAAACAAAUUGAAUUAUUCGAUUUUUGGAAUAAAAGUCGAAACCUAUCAUUAGCAACAACAACAAAUGUUUCUUUAUCAUGUGAAAAUCAACAAGAAAUUUCUUCUAUCCCAUCAGAUACGACCGAUUCUAUUCCUUUAUAUACACUUGAUGAACCAGUAAAAGAAGUUGAAACAGCUUCGACUGAAUCUCGAUGUUCAUCAUCACACAUUCCUGAAAAUCAGCAAGUGUCUUCUUUGAUUGAAAAUGAAGAUUCUAACAUGCUACAGACAAACAAAAAACCAAGUACUCCAAAUUGUCGUAAUUAUCUUUCUUCUUGGUAA